AUGGCGGGACGCGGCAUCCGGCAGUGCCUACACGAUAUCACCGCUUAUCUGAUAGUACUCAUCGUCGUCGCCACCCUUGCAUCUCUGCAGUUUGGCUUUCAUCUAGCCGAACUCAACGCCCCUCAAGAUGUCAUUACCUGUCAGAAAAAAUCAAUCUCCACUGCCUCUCGCGUUGCCGGCUGGAUCAAGGAGGCUGCUGGCAAAGCUGACAGGACCGGAGGGUCUCCUGGCUGGCUACCAGAAUGUAUCCCCAUGAGCGAAGCCGCCUUUGCUACCGUCUCUUCCAUCUUCACCGUCGGAGGUCUCGCUGGCGCCCUGGCAGCUGGACCGUUUGCCUCCAGGCGGGGGCGACUCCCUGCAAUGAGAACGACGGCUUUGCUGUACAUUGUGGGCGCUGCCGUCGAGGCCUUGGCCGGCAGCGUCGUCGCCAUGUCUGUUGGCCGUCUUGUUUCGGGUCUUGGAGCCGGAGCUUCCACAGUCAUCGUGCCCCUCUACAUCAGCGAGAUUUCUCCCCCCGAUGAGCGAGGGCUAUUCGGCGCCAUGACCCAAGUUUCCAUCAAUAUUGGCAUUAUCGUCACCCAGACCUUGGGGUACUUUUUGAGCUACGGCCACGCCUGGAGAUGGGUUCUUGGUAUUGGUGUUUGCAUCGCCACGACCCAGUUUCUUGGCUUAUUCGUCGUUCCCGAAAGCCCUGCCUGGCUAGCUGCGCAUGGCGACCCUACCAAGGCCAAGAUGACGCUGCAGCGCAUUCGGGGGAGCGGAUUCAAUAUCCACGAAGAAACCUCACAUUGGGGAGCCGGUGGCGGUAGUGGUGCCGCAUCCGGUCGAGAGGCAGAGGAAGAAGGUCUUUUGGGUCAGACUGACGGAACCGCGCCACUGUCUCCUACCACCUCUGGCUCGACACGACACAUGGGUUUCAUGGAGGUUGUCAAGGACCCAAAAACACGGCCAGCCAUUAUUGCCGUCGUCGGAAUCAUGAUAACGCAGCAGUUUUGCGGCAUCAAUUCCAUCAUCAUGUAUUCUGUUUCCCUGCUCGCCGAUUUGCUCCCGGUUUCUUCCGCAAAGCUCACCAUCAUCAUCUCGGCCGUCAAUCUCGGCAUGACCAUUGCUUGUGCCCCGUUGCCGGAUCGUCUGGGCCGCAAGAGGUGUUUACUCAUCUCCAUCGUGGGACAAGGUUCGAGCUCGCUAGCCUUGGCGCUCUCCAUCGUGUUUGGUGCCAAGGUCCUAUCAGCAAUUUCUGUUCUUGCCUUUGUAGCCUUCUUCGCCGUCGGCCUUGGUCCAGUGCCCUUCAUCAUGGCGUCAGAGCUCGUGGGACAGGAGGCUGUUGGAGCAACCCAGAGCUGGUGCCUGGCCGCCAAUUACAUUGCAACAUUCAUCGUGGCUCAAUUCUUCCCCAUUAUCAACACCGCAUUGAACAAGGCGUUUGGCGGAGCUGGAUGGGUGUACUUCCUCUUUGCCGGGCUGGCUGCGCUGGGUGCCUUGUUCGUCGGUGCUCGGGUACCUGAGACGAGGGGGAAGAAGGAUGCCGAUGAGGUUUGGGGACGAACACGCCGUUUGGAUUAA
Molecule: messenger RNA, 1563 nt
Organism: Metarhizium brunneum ARSEF 3297
Lineage: Eukaryota; Fungi; Ascomycota; Sordariomycetes; Hypocreales; Clavicipitaceae
Biological process (GO): monosaccharide transmembrane transport
Cellular component (GO): membrane
Molecular function (GO): hexose transmembrane transporter activity
Source: RefSeq, a predicted model, not a curated record